Messenger RNA from Drechmeria coniospora, 1035 nucleotides. Its product is annotated as putative protein-L-isoaspartate O-methyltransferase. Gene Ontology annotation, cellular component: cytoplasm. Gene Ontology annotation, molecular function: protein-L-isoaspartate (D-aspartate) O-methyltransferase activity. The transcript has 3 exons. The record is from RefSeq and is a predicted model, not a curated record. Gene Ontology annotation, biological process: protein modification process. NCBI's taxonomy places the organism in Eukaryota, Fungi, Ascomycota, Sordariomycetes, Hypocreales, Ophiocordycipitaceae. The coding region runs from base 1 to 1035 and encodes 344 amino acids.
AUGUCAGCCCGUGCCGUCGACGAUGAGCACCGAGUCGACGAGCACGUAGUCGGCGGCACACCGACUGUCGGUCACGCGUCAACCAUCCAUCUCACGCAGGGCAAGCUGGCCCUCACGCGGUAUUUUGAAGCUGCAGCAGCAGCAGCAGCAGUCCCAGCCCUCGUGGUGAGGUCAACCGCACGACGGCAGGCCACGAGUUUGCGUCGUCGUCGUCCCGACCGAUUCGCCGUCCCACGAGGGAGCGCUCGCUUCGACGCCUUCACCACGGCAUACGCCACGGCAGCACCCGCCGCCGCCCUCACCGCCAUGGCCUGGCGCUGCUCGGCAUCGUCCAACGCGGCGCUCGUCGACAACAUGUGGCGAAAUGGUCUCAUCUCCGACCCGGCCGCCAGGACGGCCUUUCAGGGCGUCGACCGCGCACACUACGCCCCCGUGCUGCCGUACGACGACUCGCCCCAGGCCAUCGGGUACGGCGCCACCAUAUCGGCGCCGCACAUGCACGCUUCGGCCGUCGAGCACGUUCUUCCCUACCUCCUUGCCUCGUCCUCGUCCGGCACCGACGCCCCGAGGAUCCUCGACAUCGGUUCCGGCUCCGGCUACCUCACCCAUGUCCUGGCCGCCCUGGCCGGUGACCGCGGCCUCGUCGUGGGCCUCGAGCACAUUCCCGAGCUCAGAGAUAUGGGGGAGCGGAACAUGGCCAAGAGCGAGGCGGGCAGGAAGCUGCUCGACACCGGACGGGCUCGCUUCCGGCUCGGCGACGGGAGGCGCGGCUGGGUCGAGGAGAAUGCCGGCCCCGGUUGGCACGUCAUCCACGUCGGCGCCGCCGCGAAGGAGGUGCACCCGCAGCUUCUGGACCAGCUCAGCGCACCCGGAUGCAUAUUCAUCCCCGUCAGCGAAGAUGGCUACGGUGACGCCCAGUACGUUUGGCUCAUCACCAAGGACAAGGACGGCAACGUCAGCAAGAAUCGCCUCUUCGGGGUGCGGUAUGUGCCCUUGACCGAUGCCCCUACCCGCCUCGGCUCCGGGCCCAGGUGA